Messenger RNA from Paramormyrops kingsleyae, 3937 nucleotides. RefSeq names its product testis expressed 2, like (gene tex2l). Gene Ontology annotation, cellular component: endoplasmic reticulum. Lineage: Eukaryota; Metazoa; Chordata; Actinopteri; Osteoglossiformes; Mormyridae. The record is from RefSeq and is a predicted model, not a curated record. Gene Ontology annotation, molecular function: lipid binding.
AUCGUUAGACGAUCUGCGUUGGCAUGUCAUCGCUUUCACAGUGUUAUUAUUUUUCAAAAACAUAUCAAAUUAAUAGAUAUUGCGAAAGUUAAAAGUUAACGUGCAGUUCUGCGCCGCCUUGGUGGGCGGUGAUGCUGUGCCGAGCAGAUAACGACGAUCGGAUGGUCACAUCAGUUGAAGCGGAUUUAGGAAUUUAAACUCACCGUGUACCAUCAAAAACCAUAUACCGAAAAAUAAUAUAAACUCGAUAUAGGAAACUAAGACGAUGAAUCAGAAGAGAUUCAUGACAAAGUGAAGGGCGGCGCAGGACAAACGGAAUAUCCCUUAGAUAUUUAAAGUGUUUGGAGACUACAAUGCAAAAGUAGGAGAUGGAGGAUGACACGGGGUAUGGAGCAGGAUCUGGGUCGCCCUGCGACUCCCCAAGCAGACUCCGGCAGAGUAUCACAUCGCAGGACUCCCGGGACCAGGUGCAGCAGGGCAUUUUGAUCCAGCUCACCAGCACGGAGGAGGAGUGGGACAGCCCAAGCGAUGGCUGCCUCCUAUUCCCACUGGAGCGAGAUGAUGAGGAGUCUUUGAGCUCCGUGUCUAGGGAGAUACCCCAUCCCAAUGUUGCACCUUCAUCGGACGACCAAGGCCUUCGCUGCCCCAGUUUCCACGUCCCCUUAUCCCCCUCGUCCCCCGGGUCCCUAGGGGAUUUCUGCCUCCCAGCCCCCAACUUCCUUAACCCAAACUCGACCCCAGGCCACAGCAUGGGCACCCCCAUGGCCAAGCCAUUGGUGAACCUCGUCAAGUCCCUGUCCACAGAGGUUGAUUCCAAGGAGGCCUCCCUCAAGGCUAAGCCCUUUCUCAGUCUGGUCAAGUCCAUCUCCACGGAGAUCAGCCUCAGCCAACCAGAAGUCUCCCAGUCCAGGUCGGACUCCAAGCUGAACCUAUACCUCUGGAGGCCGUUUGCCCAGCCGAAGGGGCGCAACGGGGACUCCAGGACAGCUCCGCCUUCGCCCAGCGGCCUCUCUCCCUCGGAGCCCAAGGGCGGCUUCUUUAAAGUGGAGCUGGAGGAUACCCGACGCAAGUUCUCAGAAGCCGUGCAGGAGCAAUUCAGCAUGAUCAGCAAAAUCAUGGGCGAUGAGAACUCCAGCAGCCCUAAGUGUCAGAGGCCAGCUAGACCGUGUGACUCCUCAAGGGGGGUUAGGGAAGGCAAAACAUGUGGGGAUCCCUUUGCUGCAGAGGCUCAGGGCAGGAACGCAAGGAUAAUGGAUGCUGCUAUACUGUCCAAGAGAACUCUACCAAAGCAGUGUCUUUCUUCAGAGCAUUCUGGGACAGUGAGCACCCGGGGCAGGAGAUCUGAAAGGUGCACCAAUGACGAUGCCAUUCAGAGCAAAGAGCAAUCCCAAGGGUUGCUGGGACAGCUGAUGUGCGCACAGCAUUCCCCACCUGUGCCAGAGAAAUGGCUGUUUGCCCUGGCUGUGCUGGCUUACGGCUAUUUUACUCUGCCACUGCCCUCUUAUCUUUCAGGUCUGUCACUUGGCUUAGCUUGUGGCUUCCUUCUGGGACUUCUCCUCAUUCUCCUGUUGGUUCCCCAGCACCCUAUUCAGCCUCAUAAAAAUUUGUCUGUGGAUGAAAACAUUCCACCUGAGAUCUUUGUUCUAGGACAUAAUGACCCAUUGGCUCAGAAGGGCUGGAUGACUCAGGCCCACGUGUACGACCCGGAGACCCACAGCCCGUCCCCCAGCCACUGCGUGUAUGCCACCCUGGAGGGGCCGUGGCUGCGACUGGCCUGCCCCAGCAACAAUAUCCCCCGCUGGGCAGCUUUCAGCGAGCAGCCUUUUGAGGCCGACUUUGUCAGCUCACGCCGCUACCAGCUAGCCAAUAGCAAGGUCUUCCUCUUGCCUUCACUUCUGGCGCGCAAGAGACUGUGGAACAUGAAGUACCCCAUCUGCAUUGUGCUGGCUGAGGGAGAGGAAGGAGAAGAGGAGGGAUCCACAGAGGAGGCCUUUGAAGGAGAGCCAAGAGCAGACAGGCAGGCAGCUCCUUCACAGCCCAGUCAGCCGACUACUCUCUUCCUCUUCGGGAGGACAGGAAGGGAGAAGGAGGAGUGGUUUCAGAACUUCCUGCGUGCUUCCAUGAUGAAGAGCCACAGCGGAUGUGGUUCCCAGUCAGUGAUCCCAAGGUGCCCCUCCUACCCAGGUGUGUCCCCACCUUGUGGCUCCAGUGAACCAGCUUUGAUGCAGUGCACCGAUGGCUCCAGUAGAGGGAGCACUGACGACAUUCCCUCCCAGCUACACAUGAGGGACCUGGCUGUCAGCAUGAAAGAAAAGAUCCUACUGGACUACAGCAAUUACAUGACACGCUUCAUUGUACCAGCAAAUGCAAGCACUCUGCCCAGCCCCUGCCCCAGUAACGAAGGCAGUCCUACUGAGAAGAGGAAGUUGAUCUCUAAGAGUAUGGAGAGCCAUUCCGAAGAACAAAUUGCCUGGAUAAAUGCUCUUAUUGGGAGAAUCUUCUGGGACUUCCUCUGUGAAAAGUACUGGGCAGAUUUGGUGGCCCGUAAGAUUCAGAAAAAGCUGAGCAAGAUCAGGCUGCCGUACUUCAUGAACGAGCUCACGCUCACAGAACUGGACCUGGGCACCUGCAUGCCUCAGGUGACAAACGUCACGAGACCCUCCCUGGACCAGCGAGGUUUGUGGCUGGAGCUGGAUCUGGUCUACACUGGAUCCUUGCAGAUGACCCUGGAGACCAAAAUGAUCCUGUCCCGGCUAGGCAAGGACGGGGGCCUGGAGGCCAACAGCGCACCGGAGCCCGGAGGCUUGACCACGAGGUCCAGGCUCUGUGUCUUGGCUGACAGUGAUGAGGAGUCAUCGAGUGCGGGUUCCUCUGAUGAAGAGGAAGUCCCGCCCUCUGACCUCCAGGGAUAUCAGGGAGAUAGAGGCACACCACCUGGGUCUGAAGGCCAUGGGGGAGGUCGCAAAAGCAGGAAGAUACUAUGGUUUGUUGACAAAAUCACCAAGUCCAAGUAUUUUCAGAAGGCCACUGAAAAUGAGUACAUCAAAAAGAUGAUGGAGGAAGUGUCCAGUACUCCUCUACUGCUAUCUGUGGAAGUGCAGGAGCUGUCCGGGACCCUUGCAAUCAAUAUUCCACCUCCCCCCACGGACAGAAUAUGGUACAGCUUCUGCACUCCGCCCAGACUGGACCUUCGCGUCAGGCCGAAACUGGGCGAGCGGGAAGUGACGCUCGCCCACGUCACCGACUGGAUUGAAAAGAAGCUAGUGGACGAGUUCCAGAAAGCUUUUGUGAUGCCAAACAUGGAUGAUAUUUACUUGCCACUGAUGAAUUCUGCCCCGACCAGUCCUCCAAAGAACGAGCAGAACCCAGCCCAGCCACCUUGUGGGGCCUCUAUGGAAACAUGGGACAAGCCUUGUCAGGAGAGUCCUCCUGAGGGAGAGUAGCGCCCCCCUGUGGUGGCAUGUGUAAAACACGUCUCUGUGGCAGAGUUGUGCCACGCAGUACGACACAAUAAAACUGAGUGUCCUGCACCCCUGAGCAUCAAACUGAGGAGAACAUCAUCGCAGUUUAUAUGGUUCGAGGUACUGUACAGUGCAACAAUUUUAAGAGCCUCAUCUUUUUGCAAUCCAACCCGUUUUAUAAGUUAAAGUAAUGCCUAUUUCAUAUUUAAGCUUUAUGCACUGAUGUAUCCACUAGCUCAUCCAUAUCCCCUUUUGGAAAUGUUUCUAUUCUGCUUAAUCCUACCCAACCCUCAGAGAAAUCUCAGCUCUCAUUAUGGCUCAGAGCCUACAGGCAUUAGGGAUUUACUGCUGCAUUGCAGCAAGAAAAUGAGAAAUAUUUCACAGUAGCCAUUAACUUUGGGAAAGUCAGUUAUUCAUAAAAAAUGUAUUUCAUACUACUUUUAUACAAAACUUUGAAAUGUAUCAGAUGGUUUUAC